Macrobrachium nipponense is the source of this 3513-nucleotide messenger RNA. RefSeq names its product protein artichoke-like. The record is from RefSeq and is a predicted model, not a curated record. Gene Ontology annotation, molecular function: protein binding. NCBI's taxonomy places the organism in Eukaryota, Metazoa, Arthropoda, Malacostraca, Decapoda, Palaemonidae.
AUGCCUGCAGGCAACCCAAAAUACCAGGGGAAUACAGAGGGUGGUAGCCUCCGAGUCCGGGACGUCAACGGAUCUCGCACGCCCCAAACAGCACCGUUCUACUUAGAACCCCCAGUAUGGGUUUCUGCUUUUGGUUUGAGAUCUCCCGCCAUUUGCAAAAUCCCAGGGAGACCAAUGAGGCCAUUGGGUGCCCAGCCAUGCUUGAAGGCAGCUCUUAUGGGGUCUGGGGUAAAAUGGUUAGACGUAGAGCCGGGGAGGAUAAGGCAAGAGAAUGAGGGAAGGGGUCACGCCCAAGAACUUCGGGAGGUGGUGAUGGCGAGAUCUUACUCAAGGACCCGGAAGGAAGGCAAAGGAGUCCUCUGUAGCCUUCCCGAGGGACCCUCUGUCUUCCUCUGGGCGAUCCUGCUCCUCCUGACAUGGCCGUCCUUCGUUGCUACGACAUCACCUAGUGGUAGCCUGACGGUGAUAUACGAACCGGAGGGGGGCGAUCGCUUGCAGACCCUCUUCUCCUUGUCCUGUCCCCCAGAGGCGGAGCUCCAGCCUUGCAAGUUUCAGCUCUGCGGUCCAGAGAUUCACGUUAAAUGUGAGAACAGUGUCUUGGACAAAGUGAUGAGAGCCCUGGAGACGCUCAUGAAGAGGGUCCUAGUCAUUGUCAUUGAGGAACUUCAUCUCGUGGGAAACCGCAUCCACGUCCUUCCAGCUCGAGUUUUCGGAUCUCUGCAGAUGAACAAAUUGUUUCUGAUCAACAAUGAACUGGUGGGCAUCAAUCGCAAUGCCUUUGCCGGACUUGAGUCGUCCCUCCAGCACAUUAACAUCACAGACCCUGAGCUUUUCAAUAUGCCUUUUGAUGCUUUUGAUAAUUUGACCAAUCUGAGAACUUGCGUGUUGGAGAACACAGAUAUCACUGAAAUACCACGGCUCUAUUCUCUGUCAAAGCUAGAGUUCCUGAAAAUUGAUGGCUCGCGGGUCGCGAACAUCCCAUCUGCAGCUUUCAGGUUUAUGCCCAACAUGAUAAAAGUUCAUAUCGCAAACAGUCGGUUGAAAGAGAUUCAUGGCAAUGCCCUAGAAGGCCUGGUUUACUUGAAGGAAGUGAACUUCUCCAACAAUGUCAUUGAUUGGAUUCACCUGAGAGCAUUUAGAACUCUGACCACACUGGAGCAGUUGACACAGUCUGGAAAUAACCAGGUCGAUGUUACCAUGGCAGUCCUGGCUGUCGGGGACCUCAGCUACAACAAAAUUACAGAGCUUGCAAAGGGUACGUUCGUCGAUAUGCCAACUGUGCAAGUGAUUAACCUCAGCUACAACCAGAUUUCGAGAAUAGAGCAUGGGGCGUUCUAGCUCAAUGAAUUUCAUGCAGACAUCUUCACAGAAUCCACCACGAUGGAGCAUCUCAACGUAGCAUAGAACAACCUGACCUUUUUGGAGGAGAUGUUCUACACUGCACGCGCACUUCCGAACUUACAGGGCCUGGACGUCAGUAGAAAUCGACUGACAUCAGCCAGCUUUGAGAACUUCAGAGGUCACAGAAAGCUAGAGGCUUUAAAGCUGAAUCAUAACAAAGUGGGGAAGAAGAAUAAGGGAAUGUUUAGAGAUCUGCCUAAUCUGAGAGAACUAUACAUGAGUCACAAUUCCAAAAAUUCUUAUGAAGUUCAGGUCUGGAAUCUUCCCGUACUGAGAGUUCUCGACAUCUCUCGCAAUGAUUUAAAAAUAGUUGAUGCCCUUCUCCUCGAGGGAAUCUCACAGCUCAGUACCCUUGACUUAAGCUUUAAUAUGAUUGCUAAUAUUGGUGAAAACACUUUCACAGGUCUCAGUUACUUGGAAAAUCUUAACAUGUCAUUCAACAGUAUAACAAAGAUACCUAAAAAUGCUUUCUCUGAUCUUGGAGAGCUCUUUGAAUUAGAACUAAGUUUUAAUGAACUGAUGUCAUUAGAAAAUGGGAUGUUCAAAGGUUUAACCUCCCUGCAGUAUUUACAAACACACAACCAAAUAGUGACCAUUGAAGAGGACGUGUUUUUAGACACACCAAACCUGAAGUUCCUGGAGUUGUCUUCAAAUUUUGUACAAAAUAUUCCCAAAGAAGCAUUGACAAAGCUCACUUCACUAUUUAUUCUCAAACUCGGUCAGAGCGUCAUAAACAAAAUUCCAGAGGGACAUUUAUCUUGGUUAAGGAUUGUGGAGCAUUUGGACCUUUCUAAAAAUCACAUUCAAACACUGAGUGAAACUGCCUUUCGAGACAUGAGUGUGCUUAGGGAUCUAGAUUUGAGUGCUAACUUCAUCCAGUCACUGCAUCCUGACAUGAUUUCCAUCACAAAACUCCUCGAGAAGUUAAAUAUUAGUCAUAAUUACAUCUCGCAUCUGGGUGAGAGUACUUUCACCAAUUCCAAACGUCUGAUAAUCCUGGAUAUUACCAACAAUUCUCUAAUUGAACUAGGUGAGGAAGUACGUGGCCUCCCAGCCCUGCAGGGCCUAUUCAUGAGCCACAACUACAUAAGCAGUUUUGAAAACACUACAUUUCAGGAUCUUCCCAACUUGAGCGUCUUGAAAUUCGAUAACAAUGGCUUGCAGACCUUUGAGCCUGGAACAUUUUCUGAUAUGUCCUCCCUUGUAUCUCUUGACCUGAGGAACAACAAUUCAGUUGAACUGAAUCCUGAUUCAAUCAAGUCGCUGCGUGCACUCAAGGAACUUCAGAUCAGUAAGAACCAGAUAUCCGUUGUGAAGGACUUUGCCUUUUCCGACCUCUCUUCUCUGUGAAGUUUAGAACUGCAAGACAACGUCAUUACUGACAUAGGAGAUCACGCCUUCCUGAACAUGCCUUCUCUGAACUUCUUGAACCUGAGCCAUAAUGGUUUGCAGGAGGUUCCAUCAGAUGCUUUUGCCAGGCUGCCAUCUUUAGAUGUCCUAGAUAUGAGUGGGAAUUAUCUCCUCCACAUAAGAGAUGACAGUUUUUGCUGGCUUGAAUGGUUGACUGUCUUAAUGCUACACGACAAUGACCUAUGCCGGCUGUCAGAUGGAGCAUUUGCUAAGCAGAAGGCCUUGAGAGUCCUCACCCUCAACAACAAUCAGCUGAGACGCCUCCACCUGAAGGCACUAAGGAACACCAUCACUUGCCUCUCGCUCCUUCAUAUGAGUGGAAAUCCAUUCAAAUGCGACUGUGAGUUAGUGUGGCUAAAGGAAUACCUCAAUGAAGACCCUGAUGACUACAGAAUUCCAAGGACGGCCAUCUUAGGGGAAUCCCUGAAGGGCAUCCCUGUUUGUGCCUCACCUUCCGAGUACGAAGAAGAAGAGAAACACUUCGCCCAAUUUCAAUUAGAGUCCCAAGUGCUACUCGAGGAACAACUCACCUACGCAAAGUAUUCAAGAUUCAACUUCCACAACUCCCUCCUCCUCCCCCACCCCGACGACGACUUCGUGAAGCCAGCCAGCUCCUCCGGCUUUCCUGAGCCGCGGGAUUCCGUGAAGAAUCAGAGACUCAAGAAUCCCGGCGAAGGCUCCGAAGAAACCGAAAGCGACUGA